This is a messenger RNA of Chaetura pelagica (chimney swift), 576 nucleotides long. It is a transcript of the gene CCDC126, whose product is annotated as coiled-coil domain containing 126. The coding region runs from base 157 to 576 and encodes 139 amino acids. The record is from RefSeq and is a predicted model, not a curated record. Lineage: Eukaryota; Metazoa; Chordata; Aves; Apodiformes; Apodidae. The transcript is spliced from 2 exons.
GGAAUCAAGACCUACUAAAACAUGAGAAGAUGAUCCAGCCAGAAGAUUCUUCAUGUUGUAGAAAUCUGAUUUUUGUUUAAUAUGUGAUAUCAUUCGACAAAGCCACAUUCAGUUACUUACCUUGAAAUUAAGAAUCACCUGUGGCCUUCAUCAGAAAUGUUCCUAACAUUUUCAAGGAAAAAUAUGUCCCAGAAACUGAGCAUGUUUUUACUAGUCUUUGGAAUAAUAUGGGGUUUGAUGUUGCUACGCUACACUUUCCUGUAUCCAAGGCGUCAGAGCAGUGCCGAGUUGCGUGGACAGAUACUAGACCUCAGUAAAAGAUACGUCAAAGCACUGGCAGAAGAAAAUAAAAAUUUAAUGAAUGGUGCUGGUGGAGCCUCUAUGGCAGGAUAUGCUGAUCUUAAGAGAACAAUUGCUGUUCUUCUGGAUGACAUCUUGCAACGCCUUGUGAAACUGGAAAACAAAGUUGAUUACAUUGUUGUGAAUGGCUCAGCAACAAAUACCACUAAUGGAACUAGCAAUCAGAUGUCAGUAACUUCAAAUAAGCGUGUAAAACCAGCAAGAAAUAUUAGAUAG